AGGGAGGAGAAUAAAUCAAAAUAACAUCAUUUAAAGGAAACUAAAACUGACUCGAGGUUUAUCGAUAUUUUGUAGCAUUAAAACCUUGAAAUCUAAUAUUUCUUGAUUUUAUUUAGAUGUGAUAUUGAGUUGUAUGAGUUAAAUCUUUAAAAAAAAAAGUUCUCACUUCAUUAUCAUUGCUCUGACGUCACUCUGAAAAUGACCAAUGAGGUGUUGAUUUCUACAAAUAAGUGAAGGAGCUAAUAGUGUGGGAAUUUAAAGUUCUUGAAGCUGUUAAAUGAACAUAGAAUUGAUUUUCUAUCAGCAAUGGCUUGCCCGUUCUCUACGACUAGGUUAAAUAAUUCUCUUGAAAAUGAUGUUGACGUAAAAAACUCCAGCUCAAAUGGAACAGAAACUACUGGAAUGCUAUACGGAGAGUACUUACAGUUGGAUCAGCUACUGAGCUGUGUAAAGCCUGCAUCUGAAAUCUAUGAAAAUGAAUGCGUUCACGAUGAACACCUCUUUAUUAUCACCCAUCAAGCUUACGAAUUAUGGUUCAAACAAAUUAUAUUUGAAUUAACCUCUGUAAGAAAAUUGUUUUCGAUGGAGCCAAUAGAUGAAAACAGAAUGCUACUAAUAACUUCCAGGUUGAAUAGAAUUGUUGUGAUUCUUAAGCUUUUGGUAGAUCAAAUUGUCAUUCUAGAAACAAUGGCACCGUUAGAUUUUAUGGAGUUCAGACACUUUUUAUCCCCGGCAUCUGGUUUCCAGAGUGUGCAAUUUCGAGUAAUAGAAAAUAUGUUGGGAGUAAGAAAUGAGAAUAGAGUAAAUUUCAGCAAGGACAAAUACAUAUCAGUUUUCAAAGAUCCCAAGUCCAUCAAUAAAAUAGUGAAAUCAGAAGAUGAAGCAUCUUUAUGUGAUCUAAUUCAGAGAUGGCUUGAGAGAACACCUGGAUUAGAACCAAAUGGAUUCAAUUUUUGGAAGAAAUUUGGAGAUUCGGUGUAUGCUCAGAUAGAGACUGUAAGGCUGCAAAUGGAGGACGAAACUAAUAUGAAAAUAAAAGCGGAUUUAGAAAAUGAGUAUAAACAGAAAAAGAGUACAUUUGAUAGCCUAUUCGACGUAGAAAAACAUGAAGCUUUAGUAUCUAGAGGUGAAAGGAGAUUCUCCCAUGCAGCACUGCAAGGGGCUCUCAUGAUUUCGAUGUACCGAGACCAACCCCGCUUCAACCAACCCUUCCAUAUUCUGCAACUUUUAAUGGACAUUGACGCAUACAUCACAAAAUGGAGAUAUAAUCAUGUUUUGAUGGUUCAGAGAAUGAUCGGCUCUCAACAACUAGGUACUGGUGGAUCUUCAGGAUAUUGGUACCUCAGAUCUACACUCAGUGAUCGAUAUAAAGUGUUCGUGGAUCUCUUCAAUCUAUCAUCAUUUCUGAUACCAGCUUGUUAUAUUCCUCCUCUAACACCCCAUAUGAAACAGCGUUUGUCCAUCAGACAAGAUUCAGAUAUCGAAGAAGAUGAUUAAACUAUUCGAUUUGACUACGAAUCCUAUGCAUAAUUUGAGAAAGAAUGCAUUCCUUUUUUUCUAUAUUCACUAUAAAUAAUACACGAAUUCUCCAUUAGCAAUUUUGUAUUUUGCUAAAUUAUGAUAAAGGUCGUUGUAUAUUACGUUAAGAUUAAGAUGCAGAAGUGGUUAAAUUGACAAUUUAAAUUGAUUUCGAAGUUUAUGCAUAGCUUAAUAUUAAGGAACAGUUUGAGAGACGAGCUUGAAAGAUAGGUUCUUUAAUUCUUUUCUAUGAUCACUACAAUAAAAAGCAUUUGUUCUGUACUAACUUUUCUUAAUUGUGUAAAAUUAUUCUUUAUUAUGUUAGGAGCAGCAGCUCAUUGUGUCAAGAUUAUUGUAUUGUUGAUUUGACUUUGAAGCGUGCGAACUUGAAAGAAAUGUGUUAAUUUGCCAUAUUCACCAUAAAAAUGCAUUCGUUCUUCACUAGCCAUUCUUGAUCAUGUUAAAUUCUCGAAUACAUUAAUCAAACUCGCUCGAGUUGCUCUUUGUUAUGUAAAAAUUUAUGCAAAGACACUGUAAAAUUAACCAUCUGAUUUGAUUUGUAAGUAUAUAAGUUAAAAUUGAACAAAAGGUUUAUGCUGCGAAGUUUAAAGAAUUGUGUUAUUCCUUUCUAUUGUCACUAUAAAAAGGCAAAAUAGAUUUGUUCUACUUUAGUUAUUCUUGAUUAUGCAUAAUUAACCACUAUUAUGCUAAGAGUUAAGAUUUAGAUAUAGAGGAAUUUAAAUUUACCGUUCGAUUUGAUUUUGAAGUAAAUGCAUUGUUUAGAAUUCUAAAAAUUGAACAAUAGCUUUAAUUAGCGAAUGUGAAAGAAAUAUGUUACACUUCUAUAUUCGCCAUAAAAGAAUGUAUUUCUUUUGUAUUGGCUAAUCUUCAUCAUGUCAAUUCUAUCUUCUUUAUUAAUUUAAGAGCUAUUAUUUAUUAUGUUAUGAUUUAUUAUGUAAUGAUUUAUUAAUAGAAGUGGUUAAAUUAACAUUUCUACAUAAUUCUGAAGUAUACGCAUAGCUAAAAAUUCUUAAAGAAGAAAAAUAAUUUUAUUUUGCGAACUUGAAAUAAAUAUGUUACUCUUUUCUAUAUUCACCAUAAAAUAUGCAUUUAUUCUACUGCAUCUGUUCUUAAUUGUGUUAAAAAAAUAAUGUUAAAAGCUAUCCUUUAUUAUGUCAAGAUUUAGAUACAGAAGAGGAUAAAUUAACCGUUUGAUUUGAUUUGAAGUUCAUAAAUAACUUGAAAUUAAAUAAUAUGCUUGCGAAAUUGAAUGAAAUGUAUUAUUCCUUCCCAGGAACACUGUAAGAUAAAAAGGCAUUUGUUCUGCAUUAAUUCUUUUGAUUGUGUUAAAUUAUUCAUUAUACUAUUAUGAUUUUCAAUUAUUAUAUCGAAAUUCAAACAUAAAAGGGAAUAAAAUUAACUUUUGAUUUGAUUUUAAAGUAUCUGCAUAACUUAAAUUUAAACUAUAAGUUUAAAUAUGCGAAUUUGGAAGAUGCAUGCGUUUAUUUUAUUACAUUCUCUACAAAAACACAUUCAUUUGAAUUAGAUAUAUUUAUUUGAGUUAGAUUUUUGAAAAAAAUGCUGGAAAUUUUAGAUCCUAGUUUAAAUACAUUAACAAAAUUUAUUAUGAUAAGUGUUACUAUUGCUGUUUUUGCCAUUUUUUAAAGAUAAUUUAAAGGGAGUUAGGAAAUUUUUUAAAAUGAAAGGUGAGGGCAGCACCUCAAACUAUUCUUCAAAAUAAAUGCUUCAGUAUAAAGUUCACGAUUAUUUAUAAUCUCAUUCUGUAGAUAAUCCAAUUCUGUAAGUGUACUGUGAGAAGGAUUUUGUAUUUGAAAAUUCUGAGCAAGCUUCGAAAAGUUCUUUCUUUAUUCAAAAGAAAAAAAUCAGCUGUUUGAGCUUAUAAGAAUUUUAAAAAGAGAGAUAUUGAUAAAACCUUUAUGCUACAUAUUUUGUCGAUAUCCUGAUAAAUCUACAAAAAAAAAUUUUUACAAAUAGGAAAAAGGACAAGAUUUUCUAUUAUAGGUUCGUUUGUGCUGUAUGUUACAGAGCUCUUUAUUAUUUGCUGUAACUGCUGUGAAAUUUCGAGAUAUUAUUAAGAAAAUGUAAAACAAAAAAUUAAAAAGUAGGUUUUUAGAAGAGUGCAAUAUAUCCUAUUUGAGUCAAAGUGUAUUUAAUUAAUUAUUUAAAUUUAAAAAGCUAACGAAAGAGAAUGAUCAUACUUAAAAGUAUUUCAGACGAUCAAAUGAAAAUCGAACUCACGCCAUUCACAUCAAACUGAGAUAAACGUAUCUAUGCUACCAUCUGUAGGAUAAGAGAACUACAUACAAGUUUAUAUAGUUGUUUACUGCUCUAGAGAUGCAAACUACAAAAAAUGUGUUCGUCAAGCAGUAAAAAUAAAAGCAAAAAAGAGAAAGAAAAAAAGAAGAAAAGUGAGGUUUGUUUCUUGAUGGGAUUGGAAUACGCAAAAUCACGAAUAGCAGAAGAGAUUCUGCGACAGGCACAUAUCCGUGCGAGACAAUUAGUUCCUUGAUAAAGUUUAUGGAGAAAUUACGCAACAUAAUAUUUGUAGUUGCACGGAUUGAUGGUCUGAAUUGAGAAAGAAAUUCGUUUACGGGCCGGCAUCAAGAAUAAAGAUGGAGGCAAGCAAGAAAAAGAAGUGUGGUUUGUUUUCUUGUGGCUUAGUAUGGUUGACACGUGAAAUUCAUCUUCACAUAUGAUGCAUAUAUUGAACAUUAUAUGUCUCUGACAAAUAUCCACAAGUGGCAGAAGAAAUUCUGCAACGGGAGUUUAACCGAGCGAGAUAACGCGUACAUGGAACAGGCCUAUCGAGGAAUUAAGCCUGUUGUAAUUGUAGGAAUUGAAAGCUUGAAUUGAGAACAAUAAAUCACAGAGGUGAAAUUUGUGAUAAGGUGACCGUUUGUCCUGUCUCCGUGCUUGCUAUUAUCAAAACUUACCGGCAGUUCUGAAAGAGUUUCAUGCAGUAGUCUCUGCAUCUACUUCUGGAGGGACAAAAGAUUCUCAAAAUGGCUGCAUGACCGAAUCAUUUGUUGCAGUACUUUCAGGUAAAGUACUUAUUCCUGUCACGUAUCACCACAGGGAAUAAAACAAGCAUAAAUAGAAACAAGAAAAAUCUCCAAGAGGCCUUCUUUUUGGACUGCGGUAGAUCUCUGUCGACUUGCACCCUUCUGCAACUGAAAAACGAACCUGCGAUUCGAAUCUCGUGUACACUUUCGAUUGUUGUUCGAUUGCGACCGGUUAUUGCAAUUCAAUUGUAAUAUUACGUCAAAAUUGAAUUAGAAGGGUUACCCCUAGAUUAAGCUUAUCUUUUUUGAUAAUUAAUGUGUGCUUUUUGAAAAUUCAUGUGUUUGAUAAUUCAUGCGUUAUUCCUUCGCCAAUGAAAAAAAUUCGAAGCCAUUUUAGCAAAUGUGGGUUGGGAAGCAUUUUUAACUAUGCUUUUUGAAUUCGCGUCUGUUCGCAGAGUAACGUCUUAUACGUUCCUGUAAUCAUCUGGUAUAUUACUAAACCUCUUCAAAUAUUUUACAGUAUUAACUACAUUAUUUUUUAAAUUGUUUUACAGUAGAAGUGAAUAAUUGUUUGAUUAAAUUUUGGAUAUUAAAUGACGAUAAAUUUUAUAUGAUGAUAAAUUUUCAUAUGUAGGACAUUUUUAGACAAAUUUUUCAAAGUUCUCACGAUUAUGAAUUGUAAAUUUUUGUUAAUGUCAUGAAAGCAUUUUUCUACAUUCUUCUCAUUAUAUAAAAAUUUGUAAUUCUC
This is a messenger RNA of Parasteatoda tepidariorum (common house spider), 5289 nucleotides long. RefSeq names its product Tryptophan 2,3-dioxygenase vermilion (gene v). Gene Ontology annotation, molecular function: metal ion binding; heme binding; L-tryptophan 2,3-dioxygenase activity. The record is from RefSeq and is a predicted model, not a curated record. NCBI's taxonomy places the organism in Eukaryota, Metazoa, Arthropoda, Arachnida, Araneae, Theridiidae.